AUGCCUAAAACUCUAUCUAUCUAUGUUUCUAUCUUAGUCUCUGUUUUGACGGGAUAUUUCCUUUCCGAUCCUCUUUUGAGACGGAGCAUUCCCUCUUCCGAUCCCCUUUUGAGACGGGGUAUUUCCUCUUCUGAUCCUCUUUUGAGACGGGGUAUUUCCUCUUCCGAUCCUCUUUUGAGAUGGGGUAUUCCCUCUUCCGAUCCUCUUUUGAGACGGAGUAUUCCCUCUUCCGAUCCCCAUUUGAGACGGGACGGGUAUUCCUCUUCCGAUCCCCAUUUGAGACGGGUAUUUUUCCUCUUUGAGACGGAGCAUUUCCCUCUUCGAUCCUUUUUGAGACGGGGUAUUUCUCCCUCUUUUGAGACGGGGUAUUUCCUCUUCCGAUCCUCUUUUGAGAUGGGGUAUUCCCUCUUCCGAUCCUCUUUUGAGACGGAGUAUUCCCUCUUCCGAUCCCCAUUUGAGACGGGACGGAGUAUUCCCUCUUCCGAUCCCCAUUUGAGACGGGGUAUUUCCUCUUCCGAUCCUCUUUUGAGACGGAGCAUUCCCUCUUCCGAUCACCUUUUGAGACGGGGUAUUUCCUCUUCUGAUCCUCUUUUGAGACGGAGUAUUCCCUCUUCCGAUCCCCAUUUGAGACGGGGUAUUUCCUGUUCUGAUCCUCUUUUGAGACCCGGUAUUUCCUCUUCCGAUCCUCUUUUGAGACCGGGUAUUUCCUCUUCCGAUCGCAUAUGGCAGCCUUCUGGAAAUAUGGAAAGAAUAUUUAACAAUGCUUCUACGGGUCACGAAUUUUUAAUAGUAAAAAAUUUCCAAACUCUCGUCAACCGUUAUCUAUCCUAA
Messenger RNA from Acanthosepion pharaonis, 831 nucleotides. NCBI's taxonomy places the organism in Eukaryota, Metazoa, Mollusca, Cephalopoda, Sepiida, Sepiidae. The record is from the annotation of a GenBank genome assembly.